Cornus florida is the source of this 1641-nucleotide messenger RNA. RefSeq names its product U-box domain-containing protein 26-like. Gene Ontology annotation, molecular function: ubiquitin protein ligase activity. The transcript has a single exon. Bases 199 to 1446 code for a protein of 415 amino acids. Gene Ontology annotation, biological process: protein ubiquitination. The record is from RefSeq and is a predicted model, not a curated record. NCBI's taxonomy places the organism in Eukaryota, Viridiplantae, Streptophyta, Magnoliopsida, Cornales, Cornaceae.
GAGAGUUCCUCCUACGGCCUGUUGGUAUGUCCCUCUGUUUCCAAUUCGUAUAAGAGAAAGCAAAGCGGAACAAAGCGAAAGAGAAUUUGCAGAGACCCUCAGAUAUAGUAUACUACUCCCUUCGUCCUUUCUAGAGAGAGAAGCAGAUUUAUAUAUAGAUAUAGAUACAGAGAGAGAAACAGAUUUAGAGUGAGAGCCAUGCCUGGCAGCUUAGAACCGUUGGACGUUGCGGUUCAGAUCCCAUACCACUUCAGGUGUCCGAUCUCGCUCGAGCUCAUGUGUGACCCCGUCACGGUCUGCACCGGCCAGACCUACGACCGAACCAGCAUCGAGUCUUGGGUCGCCACAGGCAACACCACGUGCCCGGUCACGCGGGCGCCUCUCACCGACUUCACCGUCAUCCCCAACCACACUCUCCGCCGGCUCAUCCAGGACUGGUGCGUCGCGAACCGCUCUUUCGGUGUCCAGCGCAUUCCCACUCCGAAGCAGCCCGCCGAACCUGCCAUGGUUCGGACCUUACUGAGUCAGGCCGCGUCCGAGUCGACCUCUUCCCAUUCGCGCCUCUCCGCGGUCCGCCGACUCAGAGGACUCGCUCGUGACUCGGACAAGAAUCGAUCUGUUAUUGCUGCGAAUAGUGCGUGUGAAAUCCUUGUUAAUAUAGUUUUCUCCAAUAUAGACUCAGAUUCGUCCGAGUUGACUCACGAGUCACUCGCGAUUCUCUCCAUGUUUUCGCUUUCUGAAUCGCAGUGUGCGUUUGUGGCUUCGGAUCCGGACCGAGUCGACUACCUCGUGUCUCUUCUCUUCCAUUCGUCAAUCGAAGUCCGAGUCAACUCAGCUGCGCUGAUCGAGAUUGUAGUGACCGGUACGAGAUCGCCGGAGCUCCGAUCUCAGAUCAGCAAUGCCGACGAAGUGUUCGAAGGAAUCGUCGGAAUUCUCACCUAUCCAUUCGCGUAUCAACGAGCUGUCAAAAUCGGAAUCAAAGCCUUGUUCGCUCUGUGUCUGGUGAAGCAACACCGCCACAAGGCGGUCGCCGCCGGAGCGGUGGACGCUCUCAUCGACAGAUUGGCUGAUUUCGAGAAAUACGACGCGGAGAGGGCGCUGGCGACGGUGGAGCUCCUCUGCCGGAUUCCGUCAGGGUGCGCAGCGUUUGCGGCGCACGCGCUUACUGUUCCGCUUCUGGUGAAGAUAAUACUGAAGAUAUCGGAUCGGGCGACCGAGUACGCCGCCGGAGCUCUGCUGUCGCUGUGCACGGCGGCGGAGCAGUCUCAGAAGGAGGCGGUGGCGGCGGGUGUGUUGACGAAGUUGUUUCUGCUGGUUCAGAGCGAUUGUACGGAACGAGCGAAGCGAAAGGCGCAGAUGUUGCUGAAGCUGCUUCGCGAUUCGUGGCCAGACGAUUCAAUCGCCAAUUCUGACGAUUUUGGUUGCAGCGACGUCGUUGCGUUUUGAUUAUUGAUUUCUUUUUUCUUUUUUGGAAUUUAAUCCAAUUAUUAUUCUUGUAAUUUUUUAGGUGAAAAGGGCCAAAAAAAAAAAAAAAAAAAAAAAUUGGAAAUUGAGAUUCUAGAUUGGUAUAUAGGGAAUUGUACUUGUGAAUGUAUUUUUGUAUGUAAGAAUUUUUUUUGUUAAAGAAUCUUUUUAAGAAAA